CAACCCUGUUCCAAGUCUGGUAACUCUGGCAAUUUCCGUCCUCCAUCUUUCUGCAUUGACUUUUCACGAUGCCGCCUAAGAAGGACGCAAAGUCGUCGGCUAAGCAGCCGCAAAAGACACAAAAGAAGAAGGAGGGCUCCGGCGGCGGCAAGGCCAAGAAGAAGAAGUGGUCCAAGGGAAAGGUCCGUGAUAAGCUGAACAAUCAGGUUUUGUUCGAUAAGGCCACCUAUGAGAAAUUGUACAAGGAAGUUCCUGCCUACAAGCUGAUCACCCCCUCGGUUGUCUCUGAGCGUUUGAAGAUCCGUGGAUCUUUGGCCAAGCGUGCUCUUAUCGAGCUGCGUGAGAAGGGUCUGAUCAAGCAGGUCGUGCAACAUCAUUCCCAGGUCAUCUACACACGUGCCACAAAGGGUGAUGAAGCGUAAACAGUGUUUUACUCAACAGCAAAAUGUGUCUCGCAUUCAUUUUACAAUUGAAUAUUGAUUGUAUGGACUCCUGAUGUGUGUAAAAUGUUAAUAAAACUUGCUUUCGUAUUUGAUGUAAGGGA
This is a messenger RNA of Drosophila willistoni, 544 nucleotides long. RefSeq names its product 40S ribosomal protein S25 (gene RpS25). NCBI's taxonomy places the organism in Eukaryota, Metazoa, Arthropoda, Insecta, Diptera, Drosophilidae. Gene Ontology annotation, cellular component: cytosolic small ribosomal subunit. The transcript has 3 exons. The record is from RefSeq and is a predicted model, not a curated record. Gene Ontology annotation, molecular function: structural constituent of ribosome. Bases 69 to 422 code for a protein of 117 amino acids.